Messenger RNA from Nerophis ophidion (straightnose pipefish), 2503 nucleotides. Its product is annotated as U2 snRNP-associated SURP motif-containing protein. NCBI's taxonomy places the organism in Eukaryota, Metazoa, Chordata, Actinopteri, Syngnathiformes, Syngnathidae. The coding region runs from base 393 to 1763 and encodes 456 amino acids. The transcript has 4 exons. The record is from RefSeq and is a predicted model, not a curated record.
UCUGAGGACCAGCGAAGGUGUGCCCGACGGGCCUGACAGAAAAUAUAUUUUUAAUUUCCCCAGGUGCGUGAAAUUAAGUUGGAACAUAAAUGCAAAUAUAUUUUACUAAGGAGUCCGCAUUUGUAUUUUAGCGACGCUUUAUUUUCAAACAGGCGUACGCUAUGGGCAGCUUACCAUUGAGGCGCCAGACUCAAAACAGGAAAACAAAACGCAGUCAUCCAAUUUUUCCUACCGCUUGUCCCUUUCGAACAAGCUAACUAGUUUUUGUUGUCAAAUAUCGUUUAUUUUUUGUAGGCUUUAAAGGAAGUAAGCACAUAUCUUUCUGCAGUUUUACGGGCUGAUUGCGUCAUCGAGUUGAGUUAUUUUAAAAGGUUUCAAACUAAGCGUGCGUGAUGAAGAAGGUGAUCAAAGGCAGACAAUCCACGCGUGGGUCAGAGGAGUGUGGAGUGUGGCUGGACACCGCGCAGAUGAAAGGGGAAGCAAAGCAGAAAAGAGAACAAGUUCGCCCCAUCUCCAGGCUCCUAAACCCGCUGGCGAAGGGCGGCUACGGUCUGGCUGUGGCUCUCAACUUCACUCAGACCAAGAUGCAGAUGCCAGAGACCAAGCAGAGCUCCAUAGUCUCCUUCUUCUUGCCUCUGCACCCAGCUGGGAAGAGCGGCCAGCGGACCACAUGCUCGCCUGCAGCAGAACCUGCUCCUGAGGACCAAGGCAGCGUGGUGCCUGGUCAGGAGGCGGAGGAGCCGGCAGAAGAAAACUUCCUGGGGCUGGACAAAGUCAAAGAUCACCAGGAGAAAGAAAACAGCCCUUUAGCGUGGUCUUCCUCUCAGAGUCCCAGACCCCCGUGGAGGCCAAGGUCACCUGUGAAGGAGAACAUCCUGUCCAUGAGCAGGACUACAGUGAGGUGGUCUCAGCAUGGCGAGGAGGAGGAGGAGGAUCUGGCCAUGUUGUUCACGCAGGACUCAGAAGGCUUUCGGGUGAUCUCACACCGAGGUGUGCAGGAUCCUAGUCCACUUGAAGAUGGUUGCAGGUCUUCCUUUGAGGACCUUCUCUUCACGCAGGACACUCAGGGGAACAUGCUCACCAGGUUCCACAUCACACUGGAAGACACACACGGAACCAAAAAAACCACACAAGGAACCAGAAGAACACACAAGGAGCCACAAGAGCACACAAGGAGCCAGAAGAGCCCUCAAGGAGCCAGAAGAACACACAAGGAACCAGAAGAGCCCUCAAGGAGCCAGAAGAGCCCUCAAGGAGCCAGAAGAGCCCUCAAGGAGCCAGAAGAACACACAAGGAACCAGAAGAGCCCUCAAGGAGCCAGAAGAACACACAAGGAGCCAGAAGAACACACAAGGAGCCAUAAGAACACACAAGGAACCAGAAGAACACACAAGGAGCCAGAAGAAACCUCAAGGAGCCAGAAGAACCCUCAAGGAGCCAGAAGAACACACAAGGAACCAGAAGAACACACAAGGAACCAGAAGAGCACACAAGGAACCAGAAUAACCCACAAGGAACCAGAAAAGCACACAAGGAACCAGAAGAACCCACAAGGAACAGUAAGAACACACAAGGAACCAGAAGAACCCACAAGGAACCAGAAGAACCCACAAGGAACCAGAAGAACCCACAAGGAACCAGAAGAACCCACAAGGAACCGUAAGAACACGCAAGGAACCAGAAGAGCACGCAAGGAACCAGAAGAACACGCAAGGAUCCAGAAGAACACGCAAGGAACAGUAAGAACCCACAAGGAACAGUAAGAACCUACAAAGAAUAGUAAGAACACACAAGGAACAGUAAGAACCCACAAAGAAUAGUAAGGACACGCAAGGAACAGUAAGAACCCACAAGGAACAGUAAGAACACACAAGGAACCAGAAGAACACGCAAGGAACAGUAAGAACCCACAAGGAACAGUAAGAACACGCAAGGAACCAGAAGAACCCACGAGGAACAGUAAGAACCCACAAGGAACAGUAAGAACCCACAAAGAAUAGUAAGAACACACAAGGAACCAGAAGAGCACAUAAGGAAGCGUAAGAACACGGAACACAUUGUGAAAUGUUCUCCAACCUGAGGAACGUGUUCAUCUUUCAUUUAGUGGCAUAGCUGGAAAACUACUUAUGUUACAGCUUUAUUCCUUUUUAUUUUGGUCCUCAAAAUUCUACCCACAAUACCCCAUAAUGACAGAGGGAUUUUAUUAAAAGUAUUAAUACAUAUGCAAAAUACAUUUUAACACUGUCAUUAAGGGGAAUUGUGUGUAGAAUUUUGAGGGCUAUAAUGAAUUGAUUCCAUUUUGGAUGUCCUGCUCCGUAAUGAUGUGAACAAUCUUUUUGAAAUGUAUUACAAAUGAAAAAAAACAAAUAAGUCAUAUGUAAAUAAGUAUUAACACAUUUUUAUUAAUACAAUUGAUUCAUUUGUUAAAAUAGAAAGCGUAUUCACAUUGUCAUUAAGGGGUAUUUUGUGGAGAAUUUUGAGGGGAAAAAAUAAUUGAUUGCAU